This is a messenger RNA of Rhododendron vialii, 571 nucleotides long. Its product is annotated as small ribosomal subunit protein uS10y-like. The coding region runs from base 9 to 383 and encodes 124 amino acids. Gene Ontology annotation, cellular component: ribosome; cytosolic small ribosomal subunit. Gene Ontology annotation, molecular function: structural constituent of ribosome; RNA binding. The transcript has 3 exons. NCBI's taxonomy places the organism in Eukaryota, Viridiplantae, Streptophyta, Magnoliopsida, Ericales, Ericaceae. Gene Ontology annotation, biological process: translation. The record is from RefSeq and is a predicted model, not a curated record.
AAGCAAGCAUGGCGGCAUACGCAGCGAUGAAGCCAGCUACGAAACCAGGGUUGGAGGAAACCCAGGAGUCGAUUCACAAGAUCCGCAUCACUCUUUCCUCCAAAAACGUCAAGAACCUCGAGAAAGUGUGUGCUGAUUUGGUUCGUGGUGCCAAGGACAAGAGGCUCAGGGUGAAGGGACCUGUGAGAAUGCCCACUAAGGUGCUUCACAUCACUACUAGGAAGACCCCUUGUGGUGAAGGAACAAACACCUGGGACAGAUUUGAGCUCCGUGUUCACAAGCGAGUGAUUGACCUCUUUAGCUCCCCUGAUGUGGUUAAGCAGAUCACCUCCAUCACUAUUGAACCUGGUGUCGAGGUUGAGGUUACAAUUGCAGAUUCUUAAACGAGCAUAUUCCAGUCCCUGUUCUAUUUAAGCGUCCUUCGUUUUUUCUUUUGAUGUCCGACAUGGGAUCUAGAUUUGUAGUAGAGCUUAACGUUUAAUUAUGUUUUUGCUAUACAAUUUUGAAGUCAGAAGGACGAGUUUGAUGUGAGGAGACAAGAAUUCUGAAUGCAUGCUUUUGUUUUAAAUUA